Messenger RNA from Topomyia yanbarensis, 2760 nucleotides. RefSeq names its product mitochondrial protein C2orf69 homolog. The record is from RefSeq and is a predicted model, not a curated record. The transcript has 5 exons. Gene Ontology annotation, cellular component: mitochondrion. Lineage: Eukaryota; Metazoa; Arthropoda; Insecta; Diptera; Culicidae. Bases 328 to 1872 code for a protein of 514 amino acids.
ACCUGCAUGCAGUGUGUGCGCAACAUCAACACAACAGCGUUCAGAAAAAUCGCUUUUUCGCGAUUAUUUUUGUGUACGCGAAUCCGGGCAAAUCUGUGCGCCUAAUUUUCCUUCCAAAGUUUAUCCUAAUUCGCGAGCAAAAUGUGUAUUUCCUGUGGCGGAAAGUCAGUGCCGUGCCUGUGAACUGUGCAAUUGCGACAAUAUUGGCGGUGUUAAAGAAGUGAAACUGUUGCCGUAGAAACAGGAAAAAAACCGGAUCCGAACAACAGAUCGUCGCAUAAUUGAGAAUCAAGCAGCCAAACACCCGAGAGCGUGUGCUCCCAUGCAAUGCAUACGCUGAGGUGUAAUGAUACGACCACAACAACGGCCACCGCAACGGGAGCCAUAACCGGUACUAGUAGCAGUACUGCCAGUGUCGCCGGAACUGUUGGUUCGGCAGUUUGUGCUAGUGUAGCGGGUACAUCGAUUUUGCAAUUACAACAGCAACAACAGUCACCCCUGCAGCCACAACAACAGCAGCAGCAAGCACAACAACAAUCACCUUCAUCUCAACUAACAAAAGGUGGUCCUGUGCGGUUAAACGGCAUCAAAGGCUACCAGAACCGAACUAACCAUAUCAUCUACUGUCCACCGCUGUUAAGGUCCAAGGAUGAUUGUACGGCGGUUGUGUACUUUGGUGGAGAUGUGCAGGACAUCCCGGAAAAAAUGGAAACCAACCGGGACAACAAAAACUACAUCAAGUGGAACUUGGAAAAUACCGCCCUGUUGCUGCGGGACUCCUUCCCUCGGGCACACAUAAUAGUGGUCCGACCGAUGCGCAUGGAGUACAGCACGUUCAGCUGUUUCGACAACUUUGUCCGCGGCAACAAUGCCGGCAUUCCAGAUCAUACGCCAAUGCACUAUUCACUGCAGCAUUUAGAAGAAUUGCUUAAUAAUUUGACGAAAAAAUUAACAAAACCUGUGUUAGAGCAGGAUUUGCUGCACAAGCUGAUAGCGGCAACCAACUCGACACUUUGUGGAACAAACCACGAGGGCAGUCAGGACAUGGAGGUGGAUGCACAUCAGUCAGACUUGCAGAACAAUGCGGUGGCCGCCGCAGCCGCCACCGGUACGAGCGCAUCCGCUUCAUCCUCCCUACUUAGCAGCAAUAGUGCCAGCAGUGCGGACAUCAACGAGUUGCUGUGGUGGCGUGAAAACCUGAACCUGGACAAGGCAAACCUCGCACUGAUGGGCUUCAGCAAAGGUUGUGUCGUGCUGAAUCAGUUCAUCUACGAGUUUCAUUACUAUAAGACCCUUACGCCGGACGACAGCACAAUGAUGCGACUGGUUUCCCGAAUAAAGGACAUGUACUGGCUGGACGGGGGACACGGGGGUGGCAAAAACACCUGGAUUACCUCCCGAAGUCUGCUGGAAACGUUGUGUCGGUUAGGGAUAAGCGUACACGUUCACGUUACGCCAUAUCAAAUCCAGGACGAUCAUCGGCCGUGGAUUCGGAAGGAGGAAAAAGCAUUUACCGAUUUGCUGAAACGGCUUGGGGCUCCCUUCGAUCGGCACCUCUAUCCGAGUGAGGCCAAUUCGACAAAUUUGUUCACCCACUUUGAGGUACUGAAUCGUUUCCGACAGUAUCAGAUCAAUGUUUUUGCACAGCAACAUCUACAGCAACAGCAGCAGCAGCAGCUGACCGCGACUAAUUUGUCUACCACCUCCUCGGAGGACAGUGUCCAACAGGAUCCGCAGGCGCAAGCGAUGCUUGGCCAGGACGAGGGCGUUGGACAAACGAGUGAACCGGUGGAAAUGAUUAUCGGCAACGAUACGGAUAUUGAGGAGGAGAAGAUUGUCGACGAUGACGAGGAGGAAAAUGGCCCCAAGUGAUCGCAUCAUUGUACGUUACUAUAUUAGGCUACUACUAGAAGGUUAGCCAGAAUCGUAUUUUUCAAAAGUGUGAUUCCAGUGAGGAGCAAUCCGCUAAGGUAAUUUUAAACUCAGCGUACUUCACAUUCAUCAAAACAUCCAACUAUUUGUGAUUUCAGGGUUGCUCUCUUUUUUACCAAGCAAAAGUCAUCUUUGUCAGCAUUUUCUAAUUUUUGGUUUUGUGGGAAACGUAAAAAAAACCCCACGGUAUUUUGGUUGUGUGGUCAAGCAAUUGUACAGCUAAUCGGUAUAACUUAUAGCAUGCCAUUUAUUUUGCGUAUAUCGUCAAACACAGAUUGUACUGCUCCGAGAAUAGUUUAUAUUUUUAUUUUCUAAAGAUAAAUUAGAAGGCAGGAUUAUAUGAGAAUCGCGUAAUAUAUAUAUUAUAUUUUAAAUAAUUUUCCUUUGAUUGUGUAAGGUUUACAAUAAUAAUCUGGCUAAACGCAAAUGGUUGGUUUUUGUGUCCGGUUUUCGAACGCAAACGCUGCUAUCCACAGGGGGUCGAUAUUUCUGACUAGUGUUAAGCGAUAAGAGAUAACAAAAAAAGCAAAGAACUCAAGAAAGUAUUCGGUUUGGAUCCAUAUUUAGGGUGUCGGAAAGCGUGUAUUUUUCGAACCACAAACGGAGUUUACACACAAAGCUUUAGGAUGCAGCUUUUCGGGGAAAAUUGUUGUUUCGAAAAUGUCCUAAAAUGUAUCGUGAAGUAAGCAAAAGAUUUUAAGGAAUAGAAAGAAAACAAUCAAAACGAAAUUCAACAGUUUUUUUGGAUGAAUGGUCUAAGGUAGAUGUUUGCUAUAAAAAUUGUGAAUAAAAAUUUAAUGCGAAAGUAAGCGAUUUUUCACGUUUGAA